Messenger RNA from Populus nigra (black poplar), 756 nucleotides. RefSeq names its product zinc finger CCCH domain-containing protein 54. Lineage: Eukaryota; Viridiplantae; Streptophyta; Magnoliopsida; Malpighiales; Salicaceae. The coding region runs from base 1 to 756 and encodes 251 amino acids. The transcript has a single exon. Gene Ontology annotation, molecular function: metal ion binding. The record is from RefSeq and is a predicted model, not a curated record.
AUGUUGAAAGGAGUGAAUCCAAACCAUCUCAGAAAUUUUUAUAAUUCAGGUGAGAAUCCAAUUUCAGUGCUGAAAUUAACUCCAGCCCGAUACGAUAGCAUUGAUGAUGAAAUUUACAGCACCGAUGAAUUCCGAAUGUAUGCUUACAAGAUCAAGAAAUGCACUAGAACCCGCAGCCACGACUGGACGGAGUGCCCCUACGCCCACCUCGGCGAGAAGGCGACACGUCGGGACCCAAGAGAGGUGCCCUACACGGCCAUUGCUUGCCCAGAAUUUCGCAAUGGACACUGCCUUAAAGGUGAUGAAUGCGAAUUUGCUCAUGGAGUUUUCGAGUAUUGGCUUCAUCCUUCACGUUACCGAACACGUGCAUGCAAUGCAGGACGUUUUUGCCAACGUAAGGUUUGCUUUUUUGCUCACACACCUGAGCAACUCAGGCCUCAGGACAAAUAUACGUGUCCUCUUGUGUACAGGGCACGAAUGAAUGGUCAUGAGAAUGGGAUCUUUGGUUUUGGAUCGAGCAGAGAAGAUGGUGCCACGUCGCAUACAAUGUUGGGGCCCCUGUCCCCUAUGGCUAUCAGGAUGGAUGGUAGGAGUUAUUUUGAUGGGGCUUCAGAUUUCUUGAAUAGUUUGAGAAACUCAAAGAUUGCUGAUGAAAACGAUCAUGAUCAAGAAAUUAGGGGUCUUAAGAGAAGCGGGAUCAGUGAAUUGGAUUUGGAACUGCCACAUAUUGAUUGGAUUUCAGAGCUGGUGGAGUGA